CUGAUACCGACUUUAGAACAUCGGCAUCUCCAUUUUUUCCUCAGCCAUCGUUCUUCUUCCCUGCCAACUACAAUCAAAGGUUGGGAGGGGUCAGCUCAUGAUUCACGCAUUUUCUUAGACGCAAUCAACAAUCCAACUCUAAAAUUUCCGAAGCCACCAAGAGGAAAGUAUUAUUUGGUGGAUAAAUGUUAUCCUGAAAGAGAUGGAUAUUUAACUCCCUACCCCAAGACGAGGUACCAUCAGUCAGAGUUCCGUGGUGCAAAUCCGAGAGGAGUUCAAGAGAUUUUUAAUAGAGCACAUUCCUCUUUAAGAAGUUGUAUCGAGAGAGCUUUUGGUGUUCUUAAAGCUAGAUGGAAGAUAUUGCAAAAAAUGCCAAGAUAUUCACUAAUGGAUCAAAACAAGAUAAUUUGUUCAUGUUUUGCAUUGCACAACUACAUCAGGAGAAGCACAAUAGUAGAUCCAGGCUUUAAAUUUAUUGAUGAGGAUCCUGAAUUCAUACCUCCAGAUGUAUUUGAAGAUGUUGAAGGGGGUGCUACACAAGAUAAU
This is a messenger RNA of Cuscuta epithymum, 546 nucleotides long. The record is from the annotation of a GenBank genome assembly. Lineage: Eukaryota; Viridiplantae; Streptophyta; Magnoliopsida; Solanales; Convolvulaceae.